GAAGAAGACGCCGAAGAACAAGCAAGCAGCUACAGCUCGCCCAUCGGCAACCCGAGUGAAGAAGAGAGACAUGGAGGACACGUGGAUCCUUGAGAUUCUUCUCAUCGUCAUCAGGACUUACGCCGAACGCGUGGCCCUUCGACAAGCAUAUCGGCUUUUGCGGGGCCUGGGCUUCGAGCCCUAUGGAAUCCGACCUGGAUCCGCAGCAGCUCGGUUCCACCGGCGCUGGCCGGAACGAGUCGUUCGGGGCAGCAUCUUCGCGACGAUGACGCGAUGGGGCCGAACCGGCAUACCAUACUGGACGAAAAUGGCAAUAAUUGUCAUGGCCUCGGAAAUGGCUGAGAUGUUAUUCAAGAUUGCCGUGAUCAACCUGGAUGCCGCUGUUGACCGCUGACCAUGUUCGAUAACAUUACACAAUCAGUAUGUUUUCUUUCAAACCUAAUAACUUAUAGUCGUUUCGUAUCUGUAAUAAAGCUGUAAAUUGGAAGAACAUUA
Molecule: messenger RNA, 495 nt
Organism: Dermacentor albipictus
Lineage: Eukaryota; Metazoa; Arthropoda; Arachnida; Ixodida; Ixodidae
Source: RefSeq, a predicted model, not a curated record